This is a messenger RNA of Acanthaster planci (crown-of-thorns starfish), 5434 nucleotides long. Its product is annotated as aromatic-L-amino-acid decarboxylase-like. Gene Ontology annotation, cellular component: cytoplasm. Gene Ontology annotation, biological process: amino acid metabolic process; carboxylic acid metabolic process. Lineage: Eukaryota; Metazoa; Echinodermata; Asteroidea; Valvatida; Acanthasteridae. The record is from RefSeq and is a predicted model, not a curated record. Gene Ontology annotation, molecular function: carboxy-lyase activity; pyridoxal phosphate binding.
CUCCUGACUGGCUCUUGAGCAGUUGGGAUCCAGCUGCGGGUCGGGUAUUGUGUCCUUAGCGACUGAUUCGCACACCGACCGUGGGGAGUGGACGUUAUUCUCGGCCGUCUUAUAAGGAGACCAGAAGCAAGUCUGAUGAUCCCUAUUGACCCGAAACAGACUUGACUUCCAGUUCAUCUCGACUUCGUCUCGUCUCCUGCCAGACGCUCCAGAAAAGCUCCCCCGCCAAGGCAGCAUCACUGCCGCAGUUCGAACACCGCACCACGUUCACUCACGGCCACAUCCCUGCAUUCUCUUCCCUAUAAUAGGCUCAGCAUGGAUGGUGAGACGUUCUGCCGGCGCGCCGCCGAGAUGGCGGACUUCAUCACCAAGUACCUGCGUGACAUCAAAGAGUACCGGGUGAUGCCUGCCGUGUCCCCGGGAUACCUGCACCGGCUCCUGCCCAGGGAAGCCCCGUGGAAGCCAGAAUCGUGGGAGAGCAUCAUGAGCGACGUGGAGGAUACCAUACUACCGGGGAUGACCCACUGGCAGCACCCGGGCUUUCACGCCUACUUCCCUGCCGGUAACUCCUACCCAUCGAUCCUAGCUGACAUGCUGUCGGACGGCCUAGGCUGCAUCGGGUUCUCGUGGGCUGCUAGUCCGGCCAUGACUGAGCUGGAGACCCUGAUGGUGGACUGGCUGGGUCGUAUGAUGGGGCUGCCGAAAGAGAUGCUGCCUUACACAGAGGGUGGUACCGGCAGCGGAGUCAUGCAGGGAUCUGCGAGUGAGUGCACCCUGGUGUGCAUGCUGGCAGCUCGAGCAAAAGCUCUGAAAGAGCUCAAGGAGGUCUACCCAGAUGAGGAAGACUGCGUACUCCUCUCCAAACUCGUGGCUUACUUUUCCGAAGAGGCCCACUCCUCGGUCGAAAAGGCCGCCAACAUCGCCUUCGUGAAGAAGCGCAAACUCCUGACGGACGACCAUUAUGCUUUCCGAGGGGAAACACUGCGGAAAGCGAUACAGAUUGAUGUGGAGAAAGGUCUCGUGCCGUUCUUUGUCUGUGCUACUAUAGGUACAACAGGCGUGUGCGCGUGCGAUGAUGUGGAGGGACUGGGCCGUGUGUGCUCCGAGAGAAACCUGUGGCUGCAUGUGGACGGCGCCUACGGUGGCAACGCCCUCAUCUGCCCGGAGUUUCGGUACCUCCUGCGUGGUUUCCAGUAUGUGACGUCAUUUAAUUUCAACCCAAACAAAUGGAUGAUGGUGAACUUCGACUGUUCAGUGAUGUGGGUGCGAGACAAGCAUGCACUGACGAAUGCACUGACCGUCAACCCGGUUUAUCUCCAGCACGACAACGAAGCUCAUUCGAUCGACUACAGGAACUGGACCAUUCCCCUGAGUCGUCGCUUCCGCUCUCUCAAGCUCUGGUUUGUCAUCAGGACUUACGGCGUGGAAGGGCUGCAGCGUUACAUUCGAUCGCAUGUGGUCAUGGCCAAACGGUUCGAGACUCUGGUGCAGCAAGAUGACAGAUUUGAGGUGCUUGGUGACGUAAUUUUCGGGCUGGUUUGCUUUCGGCUCAAGGGUCAGAACAACCUGACGGAGACACUACUGCGCCGGAUCAACCAGUCCGGCAAAGCCCACAUGGUUCCCACUUCCCUCCGCGGCAAGUUCGUCAUCCGGUUCGCCGUCUGCCACCCGGACCCGACGGAGGAGCACAUCGAUCAGACGUGGGCUGUGGUCACCGACCACGCCGAGCGCGUGCUCUUCACCAGCGAGGUGGCCGUGGAGAAGUUCCGGCGGCUCCUCACCAAGUACAAGGAGAACAAGGGAAGGCGCUCCACACGAAUCUUAGGGGAACUCAAGAAGAACGUCCGUGAACCUGUGCAGGUGCAUGCCAAAAGAAAGUUCAAACUCUAAUGUUUGCUUAUUCUGUCUAUGCGCUGGUGGACCGAGCCACUAACAAGCAUACUAGAGUCAGUACUCAUUAUCAGAGAUUUUACAGUACAGUCUGAAUGUUACAUUCAGAAACAACAUUCAAGUAAGGUAAUUAUAAACUAUUAUACGUGGGUCUGCAUGGAUAGGAGGACCCCGCCCCCUCCAUGUCACAAAAUCGGGAAGGAAAGAACCAGGGAAUGAAACGAAACUAUAAGAGAAGAGAUUUGUCUGUGGAAAAAAGUAGAAUUGACUCCACUCUACUGGUCAUGAUUUGUUGGGCCCCGUCCGGAACGUGUCUCAAGAGCUACGGCUACGCCUACUGUCAAUGUAUUCUUGCGUGUUUCAAAUCGGCGAAGACGUAGGCCAAUCUCUGAACAACAGAUUCCGAUGCAAGAGUGCUUUGCCUGCCCCCCCCCCCUUUUACGAAAGAAGGACACCCCUUUCCCAGCAACGCCCACGGACGUUCACUGCCACCUUGAGGUGCUGGGGGGGAAGGCACUUUUGAUUUGCCACGGUACACCAGAGCGAACUAGGCCGUGAGGGUUCGAAUGCUGAAACAAGACAGGACAUUUCGUAGCCUGGCAACGACUUCUCUUUGAGGCAGGACAUGAUUUUUACUCCGUGCUUAGAUGUGACACAGUGCAGGCCUUGCGACCCAAUUUUGUCCUUUUUAGUCUAGUCCAUUGGUGAGAGAAUACACAUGGGCAAAACAAUGCUAAAUCCAUAAGAAGUUAAACGUUAAGUUCGGUUAUGAGUGUCUUAUCAAUUUUUCACGGAGGUCUUGCAUGUCUAGCCCGCACUAAGUUGCUUUUCUUUAUAUUACAGCAAGUUGUUCCUACAACAAAAACUAUACCUAUUUAAGAUUUAUUUACACUGGGUUUGGCUUAAUUUUUAAUCAUAUUAUUUCUGUAUGAGAUUAUUUCUAAUAUGGGAGACUAAAACCUUUUACGACGGUACACCCAACACAGAGCUAACGUAAACUUGGAAGGCCAGACCUAGCACACGGACAGAGUGUGAGAAGGUGACCAACUUGUAAAAGGUCAAGUACAAGCAAAACGAGCUUUUCUUUAAAGCUUUUUGUUAAUUAAAUAACAAGAGGGAGAACAUGCCCGGUAACAUACGUGUAAAGUGGUGAUUGACUUGUAAACCUCGAGGUACUUAUACCAGCUCAGGGUUUAUCUGAGGUUACAUGAAAGGGAGCAUUCCUGGUAGCACAUUGUGUGAGGGGGUGGCCAAUUUGUAAACUACUUAGUACAUGUACCUACUAGCUCAGGGUUCAGUUGAGGUUACAAGCGGGGAGCAUUCCUGGUUGCACAUUGUGUGAGGGGGUGACCAACUUGUAAACCUCUUGGUACCUACUAGCUCAGGGUUCAGUUGAGGUUACAAGUGGGGAGCAUUCCCGGUAGCACAUUGUAUGAAGGGAUCUGUGACCAACUUGUAAACCUCUUAGUACAUGUACCUACUAACUCUGGGUUCAGCUGAGGUUACAUGCGGGGAGCAUUCCUGUCAGCAUAUUGUGUGAGGGGAUAACCAACUUGUAAACCUCUGGGUACCUACUACCUCAGGGUUCAGCUGGAGUCACACGAUGAGGAGCAUUACUGGUAACACAUUGUGUGAGGGGAUCAAUGACAAACAUAUAAAAUCUUAGUACCUACUAAUGGUUCAGCUGAGGUCACAAGACGGAUAGCAUCCCUGGUAGGACACUGUGUAAAGGGUUGACCAGCUGAGCCGUUUACUAUAACUGUAUUCAGUAGCCCAGAACUCUGUUAAGUUCAAAAUGGGAAAAAAAUGGUCCGUGUUGAAUUCCUCCAUGGUUCGACUCACUACGCUUUGGGGCUUAUCUCUGUCACUUUGAGGACCUCCCCUCAUAACAGGCUCGAGUGUGAGGUUUGGAUCAACAAGUGACGUACCGAGAUGACUGGCGACAAGGGUGAGGGGCUGUGUCCCUAUCACCCAACGAAAAUUCGGCCGAACCCCCAACCUUUUUGUUGUUGUGUCGACAUACCUUAUUUAGCCAAUAGUGGUAUCAUAAUUAAGAGCUGGAGUAUCUCACGGGCCAAAAAUUCACUUGUUACCCACUUAACCCCUUUGAAACUUGACAUGGGUAGUUUCAAUUUAAUCCAACACGGCGUGUUGUUCUUUAUGGUCUUUAUAUUUGAAGCUUCACAGCCUAACGUGUGUACGCCAACGUGCCUUAAGCACGCCAAAGGAAACAGGUUUUGAUUGACCUGUCUCAAAAUAAGUGUUUCGCGAGAAUGGUAGCCUAUAUCUGAUUUUCACAAAAUUAAUGUUAAAAAUUAUUGUAAAGCUUUACCCCGAAAAAUAAUCCUGAAGACACUGUGUAGGGAAUGAACGCACCGCAAGAAUACAGGCUUUGCGUGGAAGCCAUAUUGCACGGUAUAGUUCUUUAGUUCCAAGGGGAAACCUCCUUUGUGCUCACGCUGCAUGUUUUCUGGCCUGCAAGAUGGCAACCAUGCAAACCCUCUAUACCGGAGAAAAUGUAAUGUUGCGGUGGAUUCACCCCAAGCUAUUUUAAGGUUAAAACUGCAUGGCACAUACCUUUGCUGAAACCUGAAAAAAAAUCAGCAAAAGAAGGUUUUACCAGUGGAAACUUUCUGUUGCGAAGUGUAUUGUUUGUGAAUACUUCUAAUUUAAAUUUAAAAGCUGAUGAAUAUACCCAGCAAUUGAAACUAAUAUCCCUUAAACUCGGUGGCAUUGGCACGCUGUAAUCAGCACAUUGUCCACCAGAUUUAUCAUUUAAACUUAAUUAAAUGAAAAAUUUAGGUUUUAUUGGAAACUAUAUAGCCAGUGUGGUCCUGUGCUUUCAGGGUGAUAAUGGAUAAAGUCAUCGCAUCUUUAGGGUUGUUUUAUUAUAAAGUGGGCUUCAACGAUUAUGAUAAUACAAGGUUUAAUACGGGAAUAGGCUUUGAGGUGGCCAUAGCCAAUAAUUAACGAGAGCAUCUUUAUUUGCCAGUGGUCGUUUUGGUUUGAUGUUUAAAUCCUUAACCUUAAUCCUUAAUCCUUAACCAUUUCGCCAAUAGUAACCAGUUUUUCUCAAGUAUCGGCGCCGAGUAACAGCUGCUUGUUAUUUUCAAGUUUAAGACUUUUUUCUUUUCUUUGUAAAUUUAUUUUAGAAACAAUUUCAAUCAUUUGACAUUUUAUUAUUUAAAUAUAUUUUAUUGAACUGUUAUAUUAUAUAAAAGCAAAGCGUUAAACGUGUCUUGACGUUUUCUUUCUUAAAAAUUAGUUCCCUAGCCCUAUACUCGGUUGCCCGAAAGGUAUAAUUGCUCUCAAAACAGCCAUCGCAGAAUUUUAUUCAAGAUAGUGGCGCCCACGGUUUACGCGUGGUGUGGCAAGCUACAACUCGGAUGACGAUCCCAAUUUCAGCUUUAAGCCAAGGCCUUGCACUGUGGUGGAAACCCUAGAGCUGCUUCCCACAAGCCAGCUGCGUUUGUUUUACCGAAAUUGACCCUGGUAAUCCAAAGUUACAGAGCGUUAAGAAGUAUCCACUUCGGAACAAGUUGUU